This is a messenger RNA of Propithecus coquereli (Coquerel's sifaka), 3105 nucleotides long. RefSeq names its product MAP/microtubule affinity-regulating kinase 3 (gene MARK3). Gene Ontology annotation, cellular component: cytoplasm; plasma membrane. Gene Ontology annotation, biological process: intracellular signal transduction; protein phosphorylation. Gene Ontology annotation, molecular function: ATP binding; protein serine/threonine kinase activity. The coding region runs from base 654 to 2915 and encodes 753 amino acids. The transcript has 18 exons. The record is from RefSeq and is a predicted model, not a curated record. NCBI's taxonomy places the organism in Eukaryota, Metazoa, Chordata, Mammalia, Primates, Indriidae.
GUCACUUCCUGUAUCCGGAGGCCCCAGAGGAAACCGAGGGGCGGCCAUCUUGGGUCCGUGAGGCUCGGGGGUGCCGGGAGCAGCGGCGUCUGCAACCACCAGGGCGGAGGCUGAGGCGGAAAGCAAGCCGGAGAGGGAAAAGCAGCCGCGCGCAGGCGCCUCCUCCACAGCCCCCUCCAUGGUCGGCGCUCGCAGCCCGCGGCGGCCUGUCUUGCGCUCCACCUCUUCCACAUCCUUCUCCUCUUCAGGGGCCGCCGGCGGCGCUGUGUGGAGGCCCCGGAGCUGAGAUCCGUGGCGCGACGGGCGGGAGCGGAGGAGGAGGCGUGGGGGCGCGGGCUCGCGGGGCGCCCUGAGGCGAGGGGACGCCGGCGGGCCGACCCGCAGCCCGCAGCCCGCCGGCCCGGCCCCGCCACCGCCGCCCGCCGGGGCUCCUCGCCGCGGCCGCCGGGGCAGGAGGAGAAUGGGCCCCGGGACCUGCCGGGGGACGGCCCGGGCCAGGCCCGGGAUCUAGACGGCUGUAGGGGGAGGGGAUCCGCCCUCCCCACGGCACCGCACCAGAGCCGCUGGGGACUCGAAGACGCAGGUCGCCGGCCUCCUAGGGCUGUGCUGUUUGAUUUUCAGCCUCGCAUUGUGCAGAAUUAAAGUGCAGUAAAAUGUCCACUAGGACCCCAUUGCCAACAGUGAAUGAACGAGACACUGAAAACCACACGUCACACGGAGAUGGGCGUCAAGAAGUUACCUCUCGCACUGGCCGCUCUGGAGCUUGGUGUAGAAACUCUAUAGCUUCCUGUGCAGAUGAACAACCUGUCAUCGGAAACUACAGACUGUUGAAAACAAUCGGCAAGGGGAAUUUUGCAAAAGUGAAAUUGGCAAGACAUAUCCUUACAGGCAGAGAGGUUGCAAUAAAAAUAAUUGACAAAACUCAGUUGAAUCCAACAAGUCUACAAAAGCUCUUCAGAGAAGUAAGAAUAAUGAAGAUUUUAAAUCAUCCAAACAUAGUGAAGUUAUUCGAAGUCAUUGAAACUGAAAAAACACUCUACCUAAUCAUGGAGUAUGCAAGUGGAGGUGAAGUAUUUGACUAUUUGGUUGCACAUGGAAGAAUGAAGGAAAAAGAAGCAAGAGCUAAAUUUAGACAGAUCGUGUCUGCAGUCCAAUACUGCCAUCAGAAACGGAUCGUGCACAGAGACCUGAAGGCUGAAAAUCUAUUGUUAGAUGCCGAUAUGAACAUUAAAAUAGCAGAUUUUGGUUUUAGCAAUGAAUUUACUGUUGGUAGUAAACUCGACACGUUUUGUGGCAGUCCUCCAUACGCAGCCCCCGAGCUCUUCCAGGGCAAGAAAUACGACGGGCCGGAGGUGGAUGUGUGGAGUCUCGGGGUGAUCCUGUACACGCUCGUCAGUGGCUCACUUCCCUUUGAUGGGCAAAACCUGAAGGAACUGAGAGAGAGAGUAUUAAGAGGGAAAUACAGAAUCCCUUUCUACAUGUCUACAGACUGUGAAAACCUUCUCAAACGUUUUCUGGUGCUAAAUCCAAUUAAACGAGGCACUCUAGAGCAAAUCAUGAAGGACAGGUGGAUCAAUGCAGGGCAUGAGGAAGAUGAACUUAAACCAUUUGUUGAGCCAGAACUAGACAUCUCAGACCAGAAAAGAAUAGGUAUUUUGGUGGGAAUGGGUUAUUCACAAGAAGAAAUUCAAGAAUCUCUUAGUAAAAUGAAAUAUGAUGAAAUCACAGCCACGUACUUGUUGUUGGGGAGAAAGUCUUCAGAGCUGGAUGCUAGCGAUUCCAGUUCUAGCAGCAAUCUUUCACUCGCUAAGGUUCGGCCGAGCAGUGAUCUCAACAACAGCACCGGCCAGUCUCCUCAUCACAAAGUGCAGAGAAGUGUGUCGUCAAGCCAGAAGCAGAGACGUUACAGUGACCACGCUGGACCAGCUGUUCCUGCAGUUGUGGCAUAUCCAAAAAGAAGUCAGACCAGCACUGCAGAUAGUGACCUCAAAGAAGAUGGAAUACCCUCCCGGAAAUCAAGUGGCAUUGCUGUUGGAGGAAAGGGAAUUGCUCCAGCCAGUCCCAUGCUUGGGAAUGCAAAUAAUCCCAAUAAGGCAGAUAUUCCUGAACGCAAGAAAAGCUCCACUGUCCCUAGUAGUAACACAGCAUCUGGUGGAAUGACACGGCGAAAUACGUAUGUUUGCAGUGAGAGAACUACAGCUGAUAGACACUCAGUGAUUCAAAAUGGCAAAGAAAACAGCACUAUUCCUGAUCAGAGAACUCCGGUUGCUUCAACACACAGUAUUAGCAGUGCCACCACCCCGGAUCGAGUCCGCUUCCCCAGAGGCACUGCCAGUCGUAGCACUUUCCACGGCCAGCCACGGGAGAGGCGAACUGCAACAUAUAACGGCCCCCCUGCCUCUCCCAGCCUGUCCCAUGAAGCCACACCGUUGUCCCAGACUCGAAGCCGAGGCUCCACUAAUCUUUUUAGUAAACUAACUUCAAAACUCACAAGGAGAAACAUGUCAUUCAGGUUUAUCAAAAGGCUUCCAACUGAAUAUGAGAGGAACGGGAGAUAUGAGGGCUCAAGUCGCAACGUAUCUGCUGAGCAAAAGGACGAGAACAAAGAAGCAAAACCUCGCUCCCUGCGUUUCACCUGGAGCAUGAAAACCACUAGUUCCAUGGAUCCUGGCGACAUGAUGCGGGAAAUCCGCAAAGUGCUGGAUGCCAAUAACUGUGACUACGAGCAGCGGGAGCGCUUCUUGCUCUUCUGCGUCCAUGGCGACGGGCACGCGGAGAGCCUCGUGCAGUGGGAGAUGGAGGUCUGCAAGCUGCCAAGACUGUCUCUGAACGGGGUCCGGUUUAAGAGGAUAUCAGGGACAUCCAUAGCCUUCAAAAACAUUGCAUCCAAAAUUGCCAAUGAGCUAAAGCUGUAACCCAGUAAUUGUGGUGUAAAUUGAGUAGCAAUUAAAGUUUUUUCCUGAACACUGAUGGAAAUGUAUAGAAUAAUAUUUAGGCAAUAACGUCUGCAUCUUCUAAAUCAUGGUAUUAAAGUCUGAGGACGAGAGCACGCCCAGGAGCGAGAGCUGGCCUUUUUUCUACGAGUGCACUACGUGAGAGAGGUGC